GCUAUAAUGGACAAGAAGAUCGGAAGAGGUUCGUCUAACAAUGCUUUUUAUAAUGAUGAUCACAAGUGGGAUUCUCAAGACUCAUCACAUUUUGACAAUAAAUGUUGUAUACACAUUGAAAACAAGAAUGAAUCAAAGAAGUCAAUUAAUAAGGAAAAAAUGGAUUCUGAUAAAAAUAAAAGAGUAAAAAGCGAAAAGAAUAAAGUAGAUGGGCUCAGUUAUUGGUGGGACGUGUUUGUUUGCUUUGUCAUCAACGUUUGUAUUCAAACAAUUGAAUCAUUUGUUGACAUAGGAAUACAUGACCAAAGGUUUUUGAGAACAUUUGAUGUGAAUGAAACGGAGGUGCAACAAGUCAAUAACUAUUUUAAGAGUAUGAUAGAUUUCUUCGCUCCGAUUGGCGUAUUUGUGAUGACAAAGUUUGGACAAAGGACAAAUAUUGUUGCCGGAUCACUAUUGAUCUGCGCUUCAUUUACAGGCAUAUCUUUCCUUGACAGUAGAUCAGUGCCGCAUUCUGUCUGGUACUGGAAAAUUGGUAUUUGUGGACCAGCAGGGUUUGGAAUAAGUCUUCUGAAAAUAGGUGCCUUGGUUCCUGUACUCGAGUAUUUUACUAAAAGGAGGAUGGAAGCACUUUUGUUGACAAAAGUUGGUUUUGUAUUAGGAUAUGUUAUUGACAUGGGUGCUAAGUUUGCAGGAACUCUACACUGGACAACAUUAUACAGAAUAAAUGCUGGUUUAUGUGCAUUUCCUUUAGUGUUUAUUUUUAAGAAGAAGGUUUUUAUGAUUAAGGUAUGUACAAUUUUAGUGCUUGCAAUCGUUCAAGAAUAAUAGUUUAUCUGUAAAAUUUUGUAUGCUAAAUCACGUAAACAACUGCAGACAGAUAUCAUCAUCCAUGCUUCUAUAUAAAUCAAUAUAA
Messenger RNA from Ruditapes philippinarum (Manila clam), 913 nucleotides. Its product is annotated as monocarboxylate transporter 7-like. The transcript has 5 exons. The coding region runs from base 7 to 825 and encodes 272 amino acids. NCBI's taxonomy places the organism in Eukaryota, Metazoa, Mollusca, Bivalvia, Venerida, Veneridae. The record is from RefSeq and is a predicted model, not a curated record.